This is a messenger RNA of Polyodon spathula (Mississippi paddlefish), 672 nucleotides long. Its product is annotated as serine/threonine-protein kinase WNK3-like. Gene Ontology annotation, biological process: positive regulation of potassium ion import across plasma membrane; intracellular signal transduction; monoatomic ion homeostasis. Gene Ontology annotation, cellular component: cytoplasm; cytosol. Bases 184 to 672 code for a protein of 162 amino acids. Lineage: Eukaryota; Metazoa; Chordata; Actinopteri; Acipenseriformes; Polyodontidae. The record is from RefSeq and is a predicted model, not a curated record. Gene Ontology annotation, molecular function: chloride channel inhibitor activity; potassium channel inhibitor activity; protein serine/threonine kinase activity. The transcript is spliced from 4 exons.
ACUGGUGACUCUCGAUAGGAGCUGCUGGCGAAGUCUCAGCAAACAAGCAGGGAAAGUUUCCAGCAGUCAGUGCAAAAACAAGACUCUGUCCUCAGAGGCCCUCUGGAUGUGCAGAGCGCUGCGAUUGUGGAGGAAGGGGCCGGGGGGAACGGCAAGCAAGACAAACCCAAACCACAGAGGAGGAUGUCCUGCCUGAGAGCAGACAAGAACGCCCGCUUCCAACUAACCAUGCUGCAGAUCUCCUCGAGCGGAGACAACAUGGUGGAGUGCCAGCUGGAGACCCACAAUAACAAGAUGGUGACCUUCAAGUUCGACACCGACGGAGACGCACCCGAGGACAUUGCAGAGUACAUGGUGGAGGAGGACUUUGUGCUGGAUCUGGAGAAGGAGAAGUUUGUGGAGGAUUUGCGAUGCAUCGUGGGUCGAGGCCCGGACCUCCUGCGGUCAGCUAGUCACGGAGAGGGUGCGCUCCCCCACCAAGGUCCUCGGCUCCCGCCCCCCACCCCCGUCCCCCCGAACCUCUCCCGCCCCCGGCCCACAUACCCUGUCAUUCACAGCAACCUCAUAUCGGGGAUGGGUAAAAAAUUUUUGCUUCUAGCCUUUAUAUAUACAGAGACAUAUGGAAGACUAGCAAGCAAGUGCAUGAUAACCUCGUAUGAGGCUGGGAGGUGA